Ictalurus punctatus (channel catfish) is the source of this 1101-nucleotide messenger RNA. RefSeq names its product thiosulfate sulfurtransferase like domain containing 3 (gene tstd3). Gene Ontology annotation, cellular component: mitochondrion. The record is from RefSeq and is a predicted model, not a curated record. NCBI's taxonomy places the organism in Eukaryota, Metazoa, Chordata, Actinopteri, Siluriformes, Ictaluridae. Gene Ontology annotation, molecular function: thiosulfate-cyanide sulfurtransferase activity. Bases 141 to 653 code for a protein of 170 amino acids. The transcript has 4 exons.
GGAAGUGAUUGCUCUGAAUGCGGUUGGGAGAAACACAUAACACGUCGAUUCUCCGAAUCAGGGCGUUUCGCCGUGUAAGGUCGUGCUGAACUUCACUGUGAUUUAAGCCCAAAAUAAAUAAAUAAACAAAGACACUUUAAAUGGCCUUAAACGCGUGCUGUCGCCUGACGAGGUGUGUUUUACGGGUUGUAGAAAACAGAAAUGGAGCUGUGAGAGCGCUAGCCUCGCGCUGUUUAUAUCAGCAUGUCGGGGUGAGGACGGACCUUUGGACGCGUAGGUUCUCUUCAGCUGAUCAGCCCGCGGUGUCAGUGACGUAUGAGCAGGUGAAGAAGCUGCUUGUGGUCAGGACGGGUGUGGUGAUAGACGUGAGAGAGCCGUGGGAGCUCCGGGAAUACGGCAGUAUACCAGGCUCCAUUAACGUGCCACUGGGUCAGCUGAGUGCAGCUCUGCAGCUGAAGCCGGAGGAGUUUAAGGAGAAAUAUGGAGGUGAAAUGCCUUCGAAUGGUGAGAGCCUGGUCUUUACCUGUCUGGCAGGUGUGAGGAGUCAGAAAGCUCUGGAAGCAGCUCAGUCUUUAGGAUACUCCAAUGUACAGCAUUAUCCAGGAGGAUGGCAGGACUGGGCUAAACAUGAAAUACUGCAGGCUAAAGUGUGAUCCGUCACGAUGCUGUAAAACUGUGAAUAAUAAACCAUAAUAACUCCAUGUCCGUAAUAAAGGACAAACCCGUCAACAAGCUGCGGCGACCGUGCUGAUCAUUUGUUUGUUUUACCAAAUAUAAAGGAAUGAAUGUUGAAACUGUACAAAAACUUUACAUGUACACACUUUUUAUUCUACAAGCAUCUGUAUUUAUUUUCCCACAAUUUUAGGCUGCGUCCCAAACGCUAGUGGUUCAUUACAGAGUUUUAGGAGAGUUCGUGAGAGAAUCUGGCGUUUGGGACGCAGCCUUUAUUAUUAAUUGAGAGUUUUAUGUGUUAGUGUGGAAUUAUAAGGCUCAUAUUCUGGUAACAGAAUGCUGUACUGUACUAAAGCCUGUCUUCAUCUGCCUUAAAUCUGGUUGUACAUUUGAUUGUCUGAGAUAAAUAAAAUAAACGACUUGAAGUGA